Enhydra lutris kenyoni (northern sea otter) is the source of this 207-nucleotide messenger RNA. Its product is annotated as mitochondrial import inner membrane translocase subunit Tim9-like. The record is from RefSeq and is a predicted model, not a curated record. Lineage: Eukaryota; Metazoa; Chordata; Mammalia; Carnivora; Mustelidae. The coding region runs from base 1 to 207 and encodes 68 amino acids. The transcript has 2 exons.
AUGGCUGCACAAAUACCAGGAUCUGAUCAGAUAAAACAAUAUAAGGAAAUUCUUGGCGACCACAAAAAAUUUACAGAAACCUCCUUUUUGGACUAUGUUACAGACCACACAACAAAAGAAGUAAAACCUGAUGAUACCACCUUUCAGGAAUAUCAUGUGCAGCAGAACAAAGACAUGACAGCCAAAGGACUCCUUGGCCAACCAUGA